AUGGCCCAGGGACAGCCACAGAACGAAUCUGGGGCCGAGGACCCAGGAUCUGCAUCCUUCAUGCCCAGAUCCGAGGCCGCCGAUGCCCGCAUGGCGAUGUCGAGCACCUUGACCCGGCAGACUCGGUUCGACUCGACUCGCUUCCGACUACUCCUUGCCGACGCGGCCCGACUCGAUGCACCAGAAGCGAUCCAACAUGCUCUGUCGAUUCGGCGCCAGCCCCUUCCUGGCCCAGAGGGGGGCCUGGAGCUCUCGCAGCUCGGCGUGGGCACGUGGCAGUGGGGCAACAAGCUCCUCUGGGGCUACGACGAGGCUGACGACGACCGCCUCGCCGGGGUGUUCGACGCGUUCGCGGACGGCGGGGCCACCUGGUUCGACACCGGCGACAGCUACGGCACCGGGGAGCUGGAGGGCCAGGCCGAGCGCCUGCUGGGCCGCUUCAGCCGCGCCCGCCUCCAGCGGGGCGGCUCGCCCGUGGUCCUGGCCACGAAGCUCGCGGCCUACCCCUGGCGGCUCACGCCCGAGUCCAUGGUGGAGGCGGUGCGGGCGAGCAACGCGCGGGUGGGCCGCCCGGUGGACCUGGCGCAGAUGCACUGGAGCCCGCGCAGCUACGGCCUGGGCUUCCAGGAGGACGCGCUCCUCGAGGGGCUGUGCCGCUGCUACGAGGCCGGGCUCUGCCGGGCCGUGGGCCUCUCCAACUUCGGGCCGCGGGGCCUCCGCAGGGCCGCCGCGGCGCUGGAGGCGCGGGGCGUGCCCCUGGCGCUGAACCAGGUGCAGUUCUCCCUGCUGUCCGAGGAGCGGCGCAGCGGCGUGGCCGAGGUCUGCCGGGAGCUCGGCGUGCGCCUCGUGGCCUACAGCCCGCUGUGCCUCGGCCUCCUGGCGGGCAGGUACGGUGCGGGCGCCGACGGCGCGCCAGCCGAGCUGCCGAAGAGCCCCGUGCGGGCGCUGCUGUUCUCGGCGCUGCUGGCCGACGCCGGCCUGCAGCGGCUGCUGGGGCUGCUGCGCGAGAUCGCGGGCGCCCGGGGCAAGACCCCGGCGCAGGUCGCGCUCAACUGGGCCCUGGAGGCGGGGGGCGGCUGCGCCAUCGUGGGCGCCAGGAGCGCAGGGCAGGCGGAGGAGAACCUCGGCGCCUGCGGCUGGCGUCUCACGCCGGGCGAGGUGCAGGCGCUGGAGCAGGCCGCGGAGAAGGCCCCGAGGACGCAGAAGAACCCGUUCUUCUCGGACUGA
Molecule: messenger RNA, 1227 nt
Organism: Prorocentrum cordatum
Lineage: Eukaryota; Dinophyceae; Prorocentrales; Prorocentraceae
Source: the annotation of a GenBank genome assembly